Peromyscus leucopus (white-footed mouse) is the source of this 505-nucleotide messenger RNA. Its product is annotated as trypsin-4. The transcript is spliced from 3 exons. The coding region runs from base 1 to 411 and encodes 136 amino acids. Lineage: Eukaryota; Metazoa; Chordata; Mammalia; Rodentia; Cricetidae. Gene Ontology annotation, molecular function: serine-type endopeptidase activity. The record is from RefSeq and is a predicted model, not a curated record. Gene Ontology annotation, biological process: proteolysis.
AUGGUGAGCCUUCAGGUUCGCCUUGGAGAACACAAUAUUCAUGUGCUUGAGGGUGGUGAGCAAUUCAUUGAUCCAGAAAAGAUAAUCCGCCAUCCAAAGUACAACAAGACCACUGUCGACAAUGACAUCCUGCUGAUUAAACUGAAGUCACCUGCCACCCUCAACUCUCAAGUGUCCACAAUCUCUCUGCCUACAUCCUGCCCAUCUACAGGUGCUCAGUGCCUUGUGUCUGGCUGGGGAAACACUGUGAACCUUGGAGGCAAAUACCCAGAAAUCCUUCAGUGUCUGGAAGCCCCUGUUCUUUCUGCCAGUUCGUGCAGAAAUUCCUACCCAGGCAAGAUCACCAACAACAUGUUCUGCCUCGGCUUCCUGGAGGGUGGAAAGGACUCUUGUGAUGUGAGUGUUCUUUGAGUUCUUCCCCAAAACUUGCAGUCUAUUCUCUUCUGUAUAUUUUUCCUGGCUGAGAGGCCUGUACAUUUGUCUGGAAGAUUUCAUGUUGGAAUAC